This is a messenger RNA of Adineta steineri, 495 nucleotides long. The record is from the annotation of a GenBank genome assembly. NCBI's taxonomy places the organism in Eukaryota, Metazoa, Rotifera, Eurotatoria, Adinetida, Adinetidae.
AUGAGCAGUCGACCACGAGGUGAUGGUGAUCAUCGCUCAACACCACCAAAUAUUGAUGUUAUGUAUUCUCUUAAAGUUGAUAAUUUAACAUAUCGUACGCGUGUAGAAGAUUUACGACGAUGUUUUGAAAAAUAUGGGCCUAUUGGUGAUAUCUAUAUUCCACGUGAUCAAUUUUCUCGCUCAAGUCGUGGUUAUGCUUUCAUUCGUUUUGUGAAAAAACGUGAUGCUGAAGAUGCACUUGAUCGUAUGGAUGGUGCUGAUGUUGAUGGACGUGAAAUACGUGUUCAAUUUGCUCGUUAUGGUCGAGCAUCAACAACUGAUAGUCGUGAUAAAGCACGCCGUCGACGAACACGUUCACGAUCAAGAUCAAGAUCUCGUCGACGUUCCAAACAUCGAUCACGUAGUGAUAGUAAUCGACGAUCACGAUCUCGAUCAACAUCACGUUCAAAACGAAGUACUCGUCAUGAAAAUGGUGACCGUGAUCAUCGACAUUAA